Stylonychia lemnae is the source of this 816-nucleotide messenger RNA. Lineage: Eukaryota; Ciliophora; Spirotrichea; Sporadotrichida; Oxytrichidae. The record is from the annotation of a GenBank genome assembly.
AUGGAGUUUUUGUUGAACUACUUUACCCAAGAUGAAAUUGAAGACUUCCAGCUGCUCAUAUUUUCAUUUGUUAUUUGGAAUGUCGUCAAUCUGAUAGUGAUGUACGCUGACUUGCCAGAUAAGCAUCUGCCCAGGGAUGAGAUGCUCGACAUGAGAAACAGAAUUGUAUCAUUCUUCCACGGAGCAAUUAGUUUGGUGCUUGCUGCUUACAACACUUACUUCCUACAUGGCUAGUGUGGGGACAAAAACACUAGAUUCGAAGAUAAGAUCCUCAUCUUCUCCUGUGGCUAUUUCUUCUACGAUUUUGUGGCUAUGCUUUAUCUCGGACUCAUGGACAAAAGCAUGUUCAUUCACCACUUGAUCUGUGUUUUCGGCAUGGCCUACUCCGUCAUCUCAAACUCUUCAGCUAAUAACCUCAUUGCAGCACUCUUCACAGCUGAGAUUUCUAACCCAGCUAUGCAUGUAAGAAUGGUGCUCAAGCACCUUAAUCUUAGAUACUCAAAGGCUUAUGAGUGUGCUGAACUCUCCUAUAUAAUGCUAUAUAUCUAUGGCAGAAUGAUUUUGGGAGUGCCCGUUCUCAUCAAGACAAUAGCCUGUGAUGCAAACCCUCUUAUCUAGAAAUUCUUCGGCUCUGGACUCAUCCUAUAGUCAGUCUAUUUCAUAUAUAAAAUGGCUUUCAUCCUAAGAGCAAGAUCAGCUGAGUACUCGGAAAGGAAAAGAAAGGGAAUAAAAAUGCAGUGGUUUAGCGCUCUCACCUAAGAAUAGAUCUCUCAAGUUGAUCUUUACAGUUCAAAGAGAAAGAUCAAGGUUCCCUGA